CGACACCCACAUCACAUUAGCAUCCCUUCCUUCUAGCUUGGUAGUUUCGUAAAUAAUAUCAAAUAGGAGACCAUCUUUGCAGCCGGUGACUAAACCCCUUCAAGGAUUCCACUCAAGCUCCACUCGCACCACACAGACAAACAAACCCAUCUCAUAUGGCUUCUCCUUCGCUCUUACAGUCCGCAGCGGCGUCGUAUCGUGGCCAAUUCCCAAUUAUUUCACCUCCUUUGUCUGCUAGAAUACCUUACGGAAACCCUAGAAAUGGCAAUUCCGUGGUGUCUGUGAGAGCAACUGGCGGUAUUGUGCUUGUGGAGAAAUCAGAAGCUGAAAAGACCAAUCGCCUUAAGACCACUUACCUUGAAAAGAUUGUUCCGUUGCUUAUGGAAGAGUUCUCGUACACUAACAUUCUUCAGGUUCCGAAAAUUGAGAAGGUUGUCGUGAACUGUGGCAUUGGAGAUGCUGCUCAGAAUGCCAAGGGUUUGGAUGCUGCAAUGAAUGAUUUGGCUGUCAUCACAGGCCAGAGACCUAUCAAGACAAGAGCCAGGAACUCCAUUGCCACCUUUAAGAUCAGGGAAGGUCAACCUCUGGGAAUUGCUGUCACACUAAGAGGAAGUGUGAUGUUCUCCUUUUUAGAUCGACUUAUUAAUUUAGGUCUUCCUAGGACAAGGGAUUUCCAAGGUGUAACCCCAAACAGCUUUGAUGGACAUGGGAAUUACAGCAUCGGAAUUCGUGACCAGAGUGUGUUCCCUGAAAUUCAAUAUGAUGCACUUGGUAAGCCAAAGGGAAUGGACGUUUGCAUCACAACCACUGCUAAAACUGAUCAAGAAGGCCAGAGGCUGUUGGCUCUCAUGGGGAUGCCCUUCAGAGAAACUAGUGGUACCGGUGUUUUGCCACGCAAGAAGAAGUUGAAAAAGCAUCAUUUUGAUUCAAAGUCGAGGGGGCGACGGUAGGAGUUAUCAUCAUUUGCAUUUGGCAAUUGCCAUCAUGUAUUUACUGUUUAUGUACUUGUCUCUAAUCUAAGUAUUCUGAUUUUUUUGCUUCAUAUGUUUUGCCUUAAGAAUGUGUUGACAAACAUGAAUGAGAGAUGGAGAGAAAUGCUAAUGGUGUUAUCUUCAUCUUGAGCUUGAGAUUGAGAUUGAGCUAGCAGAGAAUAUGAAUCCUGGAGGUUUUUCA
Messenger RNA from Manihot esculenta (cassava), 1173 nucleotides. RefSeq names its product 50S ribosomal protein L5, chloroplastic. The record is from RefSeq and is a predicted model, not a curated record. Gene Ontology annotation, biological process: translation. Gene Ontology annotation, molecular function: structural constituent of ribosome; RNA binding. Bases 156 to 950 code for a protein of 264 amino acids. The transcript has 3 exons. Gene Ontology annotation, cellular component: cytosolic large ribosomal subunit; ribosome. Lineage: Eukaryota; Viridiplantae; Streptophyta; Magnoliopsida; Malpighiales; Euphorbiaceae.